UCUAUAUAUAUAUAUAUAUUCAUGUAUAUAUAUGUGGUUAUGUACGUAUCAAACCAGUUGCAUAUCUCUCUCUCUCUCGUGUCUGUGUGUGUGACAAAUGGGUUUUAGGGUUUAUGUCAUUUCUUCAUCAGUUUUCGUUCUUCUGCAAUUUGCGUCGCUGCUUCUUGUUCAGGGAAAAGGAUGUGAUAUGUUCACAGGGCGGUGGGUGAAGGACGCCUCCUACCCCUUCUACGAUCCCUCCGCGUGUCCCUUCAUCGAACGCGAGUUCGCCUGUCAGAGAAAUGGACGGUCGGAUCUCGAUUUCACCACCUUCAGAUGGCAGCCCCUCCAUUGCAAAUUGGCAAGGUUCAAUGGGGUGAAAUUCUUGGAGAGACACAGAGGGAAGAAGAUAAUGUUUGUGGGAGAUUCUCUCAGUUUGAAUCAAUGGCAAUCAUUGACAUGCAUUCUUCACUCUUCCGUCCCGAAUUCUCCGUACAACAUUACUCGACAAGGCGAUGUUUCAUCAUUCAUUUUCAAGGAUUAUGGAGUUGAAGUGAUGGUCGAUCGGAAUGUAUACUUGGUAGAUGUCGUGAGAGAGAGCAUCGGUCGAGUUUUGAAGCUUGACUCAAUCAAAGGAUCCAAACUAUGGACCGGAAUCGAUAUGUUGAUCUUCAAUACUUGGCAUUGGUGGAGCAGAAGAGGACCUACACAACCAUGGGAUUGGAUACAAAUAGGAGGCAAUGUUACAAAAGAUAUGGACCGUAUGGUUGCAUUCGAGAAGGCACUUGAUACAUGGGGCAAAUGGGUUGAUGAUUUUGUAGAUCCCCAAAAAACCAUUGUCUUUUUCCAAGGAAUUUCGCCUUCUCAUUACAAUGGAGUCUUAUGGGGAGAGCCAAAAGCAAAGAGUUGCUUGGGCCAGAAGCAACCGCUUUUAGGGACAACAUAUCCAGGAGGUCUGCCUCCGGAGGUCGGAAUUCUGAAAAAAUCGCUGAGCAAAAUCUCGAAACCGGUGAUUCUCCUCGACGUCACGAUGCUUUCGCUGCUUCGUAAAGACGGUCAUCCUUCGGUAUUCGGUUUAGGCGGUCAAACUGGUAUGGAUUGCAGCCAUUGGUGCCUUCCAGGUGUACCAGACACUUGGAAUGAGAUUCUUUACAAUUACUUGGUCAAGUAGUUGUACAAAUUGAAGCAAAGCAAACAAAACAAGAACAUUUAUGUCUUAUCAAAUUGAAAUCUUUACGGAAUAAAUAAACCGAUCUUUGCUUGAUA
Molecule: messenger RNA, 1245 nt
Organism: Tarenaya hassleriana
Lineage: Eukaryota; Viridiplantae; Streptophyta; Magnoliopsida; Brassicales; Cleomaceae
Product: protein trichome birefringence-like 41
Exons: 5
Coding region: 98-1150 (350 amino acids)
Cellular component (GO): Golgi apparatus
Molecular function (GO): O-acetyltransferase activity
Source: RefSeq, a predicted model, not a curated record